This is a messenger RNA of Magnolia sinica, 1020 nucleotides long. RefSeq names its product probable E3 ubiquitin-protein ligase RHA4A. Gene Ontology annotation, biological process: protein ubiquitination. Gene Ontology annotation, molecular function: transferase activity. Bases 88 to 786 code for a protein of 232 amino acids. The transcript has 3 exons. The record is from RefSeq and is a predicted model, not a curated record. NCBI's taxonomy places the organism in Eukaryota, Viridiplantae, Streptophyta, Magnoliopsida, Magnoliales, Magnoliaceae.
CUUCAUAAAUUCAAGUGGCAAGACUCACAACCACUCCCAACUCUCCCUCUUUCUCUCCAUUUUACUUCUGAUAACUUUGGAAGAUUGAUGGGCCUUCCCCAAACACCAACUUCUCAUCCCUACCCUCCAUCACUCCAACUCAAACUCUACCAAGCUUUCAUAUUCUCAGUCCCCAUUCUCUUCACUAUAAUACUUUUCCUCUUGUUUUAUCUCUUUUACCUGAAGAAGCGCUCUUCUACUCUCUCUUCUCCUUCUCUUAUCAAUACAACCAUCUACAAUGACACUUCUACAGUCAUUUCAUUGCCUUUUGAUGUGGUCUUGAAGAAUGAACUCAAGGAAAAGCUUCCAAUAGUAAUCUUUGAUGAGGAUUUAAGGGCCAGAGAUCCUCAAUGUUGCGUUUGCCUGGGAGAUUUCGAAAUCAAGGAGCAGUUGCACCAAAUCCCCUCAUGCAAGCACAUGUUCCACUUCGAUUGUAUCCAUCACUGGCUUGUGUCCAAUGCCACUUGCCCACUCUGCCGGGCCUUGAUUCAUCCUCCGAAAAUGGGUCCGCCUAUGCAAAUGGACAUUUCUCAGCCACCAAAUGCUGAAUCCAGCAACUCACUACAAGGCUUACAGGGCCAUGAACAAGUUGUAGUGGUGGUGGACAGAAUAAGUGAUAAUCUCACUAAUUCUUCGAGCGAAGAGCAAUCGAACCCAAUUGAAGGAUCAAGCAGUGUUGGGCCACAUUCAAUGGAGUCCGGCAAUUCACACUGUCUGUCGAUUACCAUGGCCCCUCGAAUGGAUUAGUCUCAAGGAAACUCAUUCCUGGUCCUAAUAUAUCAAUGCAUAUUGUCAUGUAUACAUGCAUACAUACAUAUGAUCAAUCUUUCAAGAUAAAAACAAUGAAAGGAUGGUAAUUUUCUGGUCUUAGAAUAGGUUGAGCUCUUACUUAAUCAGCGGCAAUUAGUAUGAUAAUUGGAUGUAAUGCUCUACUGUACUACGUUUACAUUGAUUUGUAAAUUUCUUGCUUGAUUAACCACA